This is a messenger RNA of Pantherophis guttatus, 2222 nucleotides long. RefSeq names its product phosphomevalonate kinase (gene PMVK). Gene Ontology annotation, biological process: cholesterol biosynthetic process; isopentenyl diphosphate biosynthetic process, mevalonate pathway. Gene Ontology annotation, molecular function: phosphomevalonate kinase activity. The record is from RefSeq and is a predicted model, not a curated record. Gene Ontology annotation, cellular component: cytoplasm. NCBI's taxonomy places the organism in Eukaryota, Metazoa, Chordata, Lepidosauria, Squamata, Colubridae.
GGCGGAAGCGCGCGGAUGGAACGUUGGGGCCCGGACGAGACCAUCCGGCCGGGCGAGCGCGGGGGUGUGUGUGUGCGAGUGGAGAGGAGGUUACAAAGUGCUGGGAAAGUUGCUGCUAUGGCGCCGUGUCCGAAGCUGGUGCUGCUUUUCAGCGGGAAACGGAAAUCGGGCAAAGAUUUCGUGGCCGAAGAAAUCCAAAGCCGGUUGGGGUUGGAUGUUUGCACCAUUCUCCGCUUAUCCGGGCCUCUGAAAGAGCAGUACGCAAAGGAACAUGGCCUGGAUUUCCAGCGGCUUUUAGACGCCUCCGAUUACAAGGAACUUUAUCGGGAAGACAUGAUCCAUUGGGGGGAAGAGCGACGCCAGAGCGAUCCUGGUUUCUUUUGCCGCAUUGUGGUGGAAGGCGUGACGCAACCCAUCUGGAUCGUGAGUGACACCCGGCGGUCCUCGGACGUGGAAUGGUUCCGUGAUGUGUACGGGGACCUCGUUCAAGUCGUGCGGGUGAUUGCCACGGAGGAAACCCGGAGAAGACGGAACUGGGUGUUUGUGGAAGGAAUUGACGACGCGGAAUCCGAGUGCGGGUUAGACCAAGGCGUCCCCUACGAUUGGGUGGUCACCAAUGAUGGAGACCAGCUGUCCUUGGAUGCCCAGCUGGAGAAAUUGCUCCAGUUUAUCCAGACCAAACUUUAGGAACGGCUGGCUUUCCCCAUCUCUCUCUUUCUCUCUCUCCCCCUGUAGCUCUUUUGGGGAGGGGGCUCAGGCUGGGGCUCUUGGCUGAAGGACCAAAGAGGGGUGAAGACGUUGGAGGAGGAGGUCCUCCUUCCCAAAAAAGGAGACUCCAGGCAAGGAACCAUCACAUUAAACUUUGCUGUACAGUUUCCUUCCUGGAAUUGAGACUCCAUUCCAGAAAUUGCCAUAAUCCAGUUCCGGUUUUUCUUCUCUCUGUCUCUCUCUCUCUCUCUCUCUCUAUCUUCCUCCAUCUCAACAGGGCUGCCUGCUUUUACCAUCCUGCAGGUAUCUCAGGAGGAAGAUUAAAUUCCCACCUUUUGAUAGGUCUCGAUUCCUCUCCCUCCCCCUCAACUCCAUUGGUGGGAUAACGGGGGUACCUCUUGUUCUUCGCAUCCCCCUCCUCUCAUUUGAGAUGAGGACAGUACUGCUUCCCACCUCUAGGGGGCAGAGCAAGCCCAGCUUUUUCACCCUAGCUUUUGCAGCUUUCCAAAGCAGGGGGAAAAAAUUCCUGAUUUUUGCCAUUCCAUUUAGGUUGAGUUUGAUGCAAGUUUUUUCCUCCUGAUUUGAUCUAUGGGGAAAAACAAGAAAGAAUCUCAUUGGUGAUGGGGGAAACACCCACGGACGGUGGGGUGAAAAAUCCCAUUUUUUUUCCCCAGAGAUCUCUCACUGGGAAUGGAAAUAUUCCCAGUUUCCCACUUGGAAUGGAAAUAUUCCCAAUGCUACGGUCCUCUGCGGUUAGAAAACCCACCGGCUCCCCCAACAGGUGGGGAAGAAACCACAUUGUCGUGCCUUAUUCUCGAAAAGCUCUCCGUCUCUCGUUCCGGUUUUCCUCCUCCUUUUCUUUCUCUUUGUUUCCUUCCUUCGUUCCUCCCCGAAUCCCCCUUGGCCAAUUUCUCCUCCGGCAAAAUGUUCUUCUGCCAUUGGAGGGAGGGAGGAUUUCGUUCCAGAAAACGUGGAGGGAGACCCGAAAAAUUGCAUUGGGAUGAGAAGCGUUUGAAAGAAUCCUCUGAAAGGCACCUGGAAAAGGUGCGUUUUGCAGCCCCCCCUCGGGGCUGCAAAAUGAGUUUAAUCGUUUUAGUUUAAUCCCCGCUUCAUUCCCCUCCGCUCGAGUUUAAUCCCCGCUUCAUUCCCCUCCGCUCGAGUUUAAUCCCCGCUUCAUUGCCCUCCGGUGCCAGUUUUUCUUAACUGUGGCGCAGGAACCCUGGAGGAUUAAAAUAAACUGACCACUAAGCAGGUCAGCUCCCGGGAAGGUUGGAAGGCGCGCAAACUGAAUUUGCAAAAGGGGAGCAGUUUUGCGAGGCUGCUGCAUUUAUUCCGAAUGGGAAAUAUCCUCCCAGCUGUUUGCAAGACCCUCCCCAAUUAAUUUCCUGCCUCUGUUACUGUGUAUACCUGUAUUAAUUGCUAAUAUUAAUGAGAACGCCCGCCUUUUCUCUCUCGUCCUAUCGGGUAGGGAGGAGGUAGGAAAAUGCUCCAAUAAAGCCCAUUGAUUGGUUAAA